This is a messenger RNA of Entrophospora sp. SA101, 483 nucleotides long. The record is from the annotation of a GenBank genome assembly. Lineage: Eukaryota; Fungi; Glomeromycota; Glomeromycetes; Entrophosporales; Entrophosporaceae.
AUGCGAUUUUGUUUUUGUUUUGGCAAUUCAUCGAAAAGGAAAAAGAAUUCCAAAAGAUCUAUUUCUAGGAAUAAUACUACCAAUAAUAACAAACUGGAAGAAAAAAGAGUUUCAACAACUGCAACAUCAGCAACAAUUGAGAAAAAAGGUAAAUUAAAUCAAAAAGAAUCGAAAGAGGAGGAAGAAAAAAGAUCGACAUCAGAGUCAACUCAUACUACUCAACAGCAAAAGGAACAAAAGGAACAAAAAGAGAAACAAAAAGAACUGCAAGAAGAACCACAAGAAGAUUUGCAAGAAGGACCACAGCAACGGCAACCUAUAACUGUUAGUGAUGCAUUAUUUGGAAAUGUGAAAUUUCCACCCAAAAAUAUUAAUAGAGAAAGGCAAGAUAAACACAGAUCGAGACUUUCAACAACUGAUUCUUUGCAAGAAGACCUUGAGAUUCCAGAUAAUUUGCCUGAUCAUAAUUCAGAUAUAGGAUAA